Messenger RNA from Cutaneotrichosporon cavernicola, 2079 nucleotides. RefSeq lists its product as uncharacterized. Gene Ontology annotation, molecular function: single-stranded DNA binding; chromatin binding; DNA replication origin binding. The record is from RefSeq and is a predicted model, not a curated record. The transcript has 8 exons. The coding region runs from base 1 to 2079 and encodes 692 amino acids. Gene Ontology annotation, biological process: DNA replication initiation; mitotic DNA replication preinitiation complex assembly; double-strand break repair via break-induced replication. Gene Ontology annotation, cellular component: DNA replication preinitiation complex. Lineage: Eukaryota; Fungi; Basidiomycota; Tremellomycetes; Trichosporonales; Trichosporonaceae.
AUGCCCCUUCUCCUUCCUCCAGGCCCCGAUCUUCGGCCCUCCGAGCUCACAUACACGGACGGGUACAACUCGAUUGUCUCACGAGUGCAAAGAAGGCGUGGAACCGGCUCAGGUGGUAUUGUCAUCAUCUGCGGUGUCGACCUCGACGGGCUGCUUGCCGCACGCAUCCUGACGUCUCUCUUUAAGCAAGACAAUGUACCCUACCAACUAGUUCCCGUCGGAGGCUACACUGACCUCGACAUCAAAAGCAGAGAGGCGUUGAAGUCCGAAGAUCUGCAUACGCUCAUCCUGCUCUCACUUGGAUCGAUUCUUCCUCUUGCCAACUUCUUUGACCUUCCGCGUGGCGUUCACCUCCAUGUUUUGGAUGCUCGCCGACCCUGGAACCUGUCCAACCUCUUCGGCAUCGCUCUCGAUGAGGACAACGACGGGGAAGAAUCGAGCGAGGGUAAGAUCUGGACGUGGGGUGAUGGAAACGAGAUCAAGCUCGACAGCGUCAAGAAGAGUUGGGAGACGCUAGAGUACGAGCCAGACUCUGAUUCUGACUCUGACUCUGAAGUGGAUGACGAGGACGACGAGGAUGAAGACGGGACGGGGAACGGGCAUGACGACGAAGACGGAGAAGAGUCUGGCGGCGAGAAUGGGAACGGAGUACACCUUGGCAAGCGCUCGCGCGAAUCCUCGUCGAAGCCAAAGAAGCGGCGGCGUGAAGGGGAAAGGCCGCGGAAAAUGCCGCGCGCGGUUCGCGAAGCGCAUGUUGAACGUGUCAGCAGGUACUACGAAGCCGGAACGUCGUUCGGCAUGAGCGUAGCUCAAACCGUCUACCUCCUCGCCACCGAAUUGGAACGAGCAGACAACGACCUCUUGUGGUUGGCGAUUCUCGCUGUGACACACCAGUAUGUCGCGGCACAAAUCGACCGCAAGAGGUACGGCAUGUUCCAUGAUUUGUUGUCCGACGAAGUUGUUCGCCUCAAUCCGCCAGUGACAAGCCGAGAACCAGAUGCGGACAACCGGCGGAUAUCGAGGAGCGACGAGCUACGGUUCGUCCUUUUUCGGCACUGGAACCUCUAUGACUCCAUGCUCCACUCCAGCUACGUGGCUGCACGAAUGGGGAUCUGGAGGGAACGAGGUCAGAAGCGCAUCCAGGGGUUGCUUGCCAAGAUGGGGUACUCAAUGCAGGAGUGUAAACAAGCCUACGCUCAUAUGGACCUGAAGCUGAAAAAAGAGCUCCCGGAGAAACUCGACGCGAUCGCUCCAGAGUACGGCCUUGUCGAGCUUGAAUACCCGUCGUUUGUCCGCGCGUUCGGCUUCGAGGUGGCUGUCAUGUCUGCUGCAGACGCUGUCGAGGGCCUCACAGCACUACUCGAAGCAGCGACUGGCUUGCGUCUUGAGGUCGAGGUGGAAGGCGGGCGUGGCGGCGGCGAGUGGUUCGGUGCCAUGCGCACCUGGUCCGUUGGGGGCGACUACAGCGUGAUUGAGCGCGACAACGCUCCGACGGAGGAGGCAGAUGUUGAGCUCGGCAAGGAGGACAAGUCAAAACAGUGCCUCUCCGCCAACUUCUGGAUCACAUUCGACGCGUGCGGCGACAUUGCCCUUCUCAAGAAGUCGCUUCCUCUGGCCAAGGCACUACACUGCGCUAUUAUCCGUCAGGGGACGGCCAUCCUCGACAAGGGCACCAUCCGGCCGCUUCACAAGUUUCGCUUCACGGCUGUCAAGGAAGGCCCAGACCUGCGCAUGUUCUCUAAGCCGGCCGCCCUGGCGCGCUUGGCCCUCUGGCUCAUGGACGCAACGCGCGACAGGUGGACAGACAGAGAAACGAGGAAGGGGCACAAGGUCACCUCGCUGCCAUUUGUCCUCGCCGUGCUAAAUGAGGAGAAGAGGACGUACACUGUUGUCGGUGUCACGGGUGCGCCCGAGUUUGGAGAUGUACGCAAGAACAAGUUUGGUCUCGCGUUCCAGCAGGCGGCGCACGAGAGUCAGGUGACCUGCAACGAGCUGUUCGAUACCAGUGUCAUUGAGAUCCCCGACGUCGACCUGCAAGGGUUCAUGGAGGUCCUGGCCAUGCGCAGCGUUACCAUCUAG